AUGUCAACACAUAUCAAGCGAGAAAAUAAGAACAAAGCAACCCUAAGCUUAUUUCUGUCUCUCCCCCUAUUCGAAUAUCUCUCUCCUCUUCUGAAGUCGUUCUUAUUUUCCUUUUCGCUAUUCAGGGUUGUUUGGCUUUUGAGGUUGAUUUGGGGCUGCUAUUUUAAUUGGAGGAGAAGAAGACGUUUAAGGAUUUGGGGUUUUAGAAGGAAAGUUGAAGGUUUGGUAGAAACCUGGUACAGGUAA
This is a messenger RNA of Lathyrus sativus (Indian pea), 246 nucleotides long. The record is from the annotation of a GenBank genome assembly. Lineage: Eukaryota; Viridiplantae; Streptophyta; Magnoliopsida; Fabales; Fabaceae.